GGGUCCCCGGUCAUCCUCCCUUGUGCUGUUCUUCCUGGAUGGAACAAGAAAAUAAACAGAGUGUGUGUGAAGCCCAGGACUCAGCAGACAAAGGGAUGGGCUCUGAAUUUGAGAACUCUGAAGACAGGGAACGGGACCCAGAAGAAAGAGGAAUGGGCUCUAAUCCACAGGACGCAGACAAGAGAGAAGGCCCCCCAGAGCAGGAGCUGGGCUCCAACCCACACGAUGAAGCUCUGGGAAGGGACCCAGAGGAGAGGGAACUGGUGUCUGACAUCUGCCCAGAGGGGCUGCUGAGUGAGGAAGAAGGGGCUGCUGUCCGCGAAGAAGAUUACCAAUCUGGUGUAGCUGAGAUGGCGAUGUUCUCGGGACUGUCAGAGUCCGACAGCAUUUCCCGGAGCCCCCGGGAAGAGGAGGAGGAGGAGAGCGCUGGGGAGAACCGGCUCGACGAAGAGGAGCAGCCGCCUCCUCCUAUGCUUCCCUGGAGGCGACACCUCUCCCUCGGGAGUCGGCACCGGAGCGACAAGCCUGCCCACCGCCGCUUCCGCCGGCUCCAUCACCCCAUGGCCAUGGACCUCGGGGAGCUCAACAGCCUGAUGGCCAGCAUCAUGGACGCGCCCACCAUCUGCCCCGACUGCGGGGAGAGCUUCAGCCCGGGCGCCGCCUUUCUGCAGCACCAACGCAUCCACCGCCUGGCGGAGGCCGCGGCGGCCGCCAGCCUAGAACCCUUCGGCUUCGCGGGCGAGUGCGGCGCGGUGGUGGGGAUGGUGGACGUGGGCGUGGGCGUGGCGGGGGGCUUCGGGGCGGGGCCCUCGCUGGCCCGGCCCGCGCGCGAGAAGCCCUUCCGCUGCGGGGAGUGCGGCAAGGGCUUCAGCCGCAACACCUACCUGCGGCCGCCAGCGGCGCGGGGGGCGGCGCUGCGGCCCUUCGCCUGCGGCGAGUGCGGCAAGGGCUUCGUGCGCCGCUCGCACCUGGCCAACCACCAGCGCAUCCACACGGGUGAGAAGCCGCACGGCUGCGGCGAGUGCGGCAAGCGCUUCAGCUGGCGCUCGGACCUGGUGAAGCACCAGCGCGUGCACACGGGCGAGAAGCCCUACAUGUGCUCCGAGUGCGGCGAGACCUUUAGCGUCAGCUCGCACCUCUUCACGCACAAGCGCACACACUCGGGCGAGCGGCCCUACGUGUGCCGCGAGUGCGGCAAGGGCUUUGGGCGCAACUCGCACCUGGUGAACCACUUGCGCGUGCACACGGGCGAGAAGCCCUUCCGCUGCGGCCAGUGUGAGAAGCGCUUCAGCGACUUCUCGACGCUCACGCAGCACCAGCGCACGCACACGGGCGAGAAGCCCUACACGUGCAUCGAGUGCGGCAAGAGCUUCAUCCAGAGCUCGCACCUGAUCCGCCACCGCCGCAUCCACACCGGCAACAAGCCGCACAAGUGCUCGGGCUGUGGCAAGGGCUUCCGCUACAAAACGCACCUCGCACAGCACCAGAAGCUGCACCUGUGCUAGGGCUGGGCCACGGGGAGGCUGCCCUUGGGGAGCAUGUGAGGAGUAGACGAUCUGGGACUAGACCGUGUAGAAAGAAAUGGGAAGGGGUAGGAGGGCCAUCUGAGAGUGACCGGGAAGUCUUUUGGUGUUAGGGGGUCUUGAAGGGGAGGGUUGAGUCGGCGUUCUUUUGGGGUGUUGUAUUUUGCCUGCCUCCUCUCCAAAGAGGACAUGUUUGGGAGAUGUGCUUGAGCGAUGACUUCUUCAGAUGCACACAGUAGGGGGUGAAGAGCAUGGAGGAGCAGGCACUUUGAGGACCUUGAAGAAGGGGAGUUAGGUGGGUAGGGGAGUGAACAGGAUGGCAGGCAAUAGAGUAGGUGGGGCUGUGAGGGCCUGUGGGAAUCAGGAGAGGGUGUGGUUAGAGAAGGUUAUGGGGUAAAAUAAAAGGCCGGGUAUGAAUAAUUCUAUCCUGGUCUCACCAGGUGGUAAGCCACUGUUUGCCCUGUCCCCCCACAUCAGCUGUAGUCUCAUGAAUAGUAGAGGAGCCUUGUCGAUCCUAUAGGAGAGGAUAUUUUGUAUAUUCUUCCCUUCCUUUCUCUGAGCCACAGUUAGCUGCUAUUUUGAGGCAUCCAGGGGAAACUGGGCAGGAAAGUUUACACACACUGAUUUCAAGGGCAAAAUUGAGGUUGGAAAUUCGUUCAUAACUGGCUUUAAGAUCACCUGGGAAAUCUUGGUCCUGCCCCUGGUUCUUUGCUACUUCCUUUAAAGUAGUCUAGCUUCAUGCUGGGUCAAGGUGGUCCCUGUGGAUGUCAGGUGUUGUUAGGUGUGUGCCAAGCCCAGUAUUUCAGGUUUCACUUGUGAUCUUCUAAGUGCAGGGAAAUGAAACAAUUCCAGUUAUGUGUGACUUUCCCUUUCCCAGGUCAUCAUGAUGCUUGUUUGAAGUGACUCUCAGAUCAGCAACAGUUGCGCCAGUGACCUACUACAAAAGUCAUCUAGCUCGGAGUUUUGCUAGUCUUAUGUGAGAAAUCCAGGAGAGCAAAUGUUCACACCUUGGGGUACAAGGCUUCUUUGUCUAAUUUGUCUUCACUCUGUAUCCAGUGCCCCCCUCCCCCUUGGUAGUAAUGGGGAGAAUUGAACAGCCACCUCCAUCCAUAUUGAUAUGGGCUUUUGGUCUGAAUAGAAAUACCUUAUCUACACAGGGAGGCACAGUAGAAGGCUCAAGGCUUUACACAAGGAAGGCACAAGCAGGGAGAGGUGUAAGUGCAAAAUUGCCAAAUAGCACAAGCAAUGAAUGUUUUCUGGUUAUAUAAAUGCCAAAAUAGCACUUUCAUAUUUGUAAAGUGCUUUAUGCUUUUUAAUGAUUGUUAGUUGUUUCUCACAUCUUUGUGAGGUAGAUCAGUAUUAUGUCCCCUGUUGUAGGGAAGACCUGGGGACGGGAGUACAGCAGGCUGUUCGGAAGAGAGGCUGAUGACCUCGUGGAUAGGUACGGUCUGACCUUCUGUGUUCUCCAGCUUAGCUGCUAGAAAGCUUUACCUGUCAUGAUUUAUAUAAUAAAAUAAAGACACUGAAAAUUCUUAUGCUUCGUGGAAAACUUAAGGCUAGUCGAAAAGGGCCAAAGAUGUCCUUGUUGACAAAGCUGGUCUUUGUCACGUAAUUGGGGUGUUUUAGGUUUGCUCUGUUUCUAGUAGGGGGCUGUAGUUAGAGGAUUCUUGUACAGACUUUGGUUACCUAUGCUGAAAAUCCCUCCCCUAGGUUAGCCUUUAGAAGUUAGAAUUGUGGAAAGCAGUCCUGUUUUCUUCACCAGUGGUUGUUAGUUGCUCUCUGCUUUUCAUGGAAGCAUUUUCACAAACUGUUGAACACACUUGAAGAAAAACUGCAAGAUUGUUUUGACAGUUUUAGCAAACUUUCUGUGGAUGCUGGUAAUUUAUACUUGAUUAGUUGUGUUUUAGCAAAGAACCUCUUUGGGGACUGUAGGGAAGCAUGUUUUUGUCCUUAUAAAAACACCUUCUAAAAAAAAAAAUCCUGAGAAUUCUGGGCUUGUAUAAUGCCUGUUGAUCUUGCCCUCUUAAUCAGUUUAUUGUUCUUUACAAAUGCAAAUAGAUUUUCAAAAGAUAGAUAAUUUUGCAAGACACUAAUUAUUUUCUUUUAGUUGAGUAAUAUGAGCAAAGUAAAUGUCCAUUAUUUAUUCUGACUCUUUACUCUGAAUACUAAGUGUAUAGGACUCCUUUGAAAAUCAUAUAGCCAGUUUGUAGGUAAUCUUAUUCCUUCAUGUGUUUUUUUAUGCACAUCUACCUCUCCCAACCGUUUUAAGUUUUCUCAAGUCUGUGCCUAUGAAAUCUCAUGCAACUUUUGAUUAUUCAUGGAUUGAUUAUCCACUUUAUGGGUUAUUUGGCCUUUUGCUGCCAUUGUACUCUUGUACAGUCUCGUCUGCAUCAGCUAUGUUACGUAUGGACAGCUUUCAAGAAAGAGUUCAACAGGGAAAAGAGAUUGAAGUUAGGAUAAAAUAAUUUGGUGGCAGUGGAAAUCUUUGGAUUUCACUGACCUCUCUUGUUUGAAGUACCAUGGAUAAGAGAGUCAGCUAGCACUUCAGUAUCCCUUUGAUGAGCAAAUCCCUCAGCAGAAAACAGCCCAGCCACCAACACCCCCACUCUCAUGGUGCAUUUAAAAUGUGAUUCCAUUUUUCUUACAAUUCUUCAGGGAACAUAGCUGCAUUAAGUGAAUUUAGAUGCAGUCAGGAGGUUGUUUCUUGUAUCUAGUUCAUGAACAAUAGUUUUUCUUCAGCAAACCCUGUUAACUGUGGUUGACCCUUAAAAAUGUUAAUUUGAAGAUUCCUUCCAUCAACUCGUUCAUGGUGGUGGAGGCAAGUGUAUCAUUUGUUUCCUGGGGAGUUUGGUCAAGUGCGGGCUGCUCUUUCCUCAGCAAAAGCUGGAGCAGUUUCGGUAGGUUAAAUGGCUUGAUUCAGUCUUGAGCUCUGAGUUGGAAAGAGAAGAUGAGAAGUUAACCCCUUGAGCCAUGUGGUUUCUUCAGGAUCAAGAGGCUGUACAUAUGUGAAAACGUACAGAUGAAGAACCUGUGUUCAUAGACAAUCUGAACUGUUUCCGAAGUGUGUGCACAUUUUCCUUCACUGUAAUGUUAUUUUACCGCUGUUUGUUAAAAUAGUGAAUAAUUUAAUGAUCCUGAAAGUAACAGGAUUUGUGUGUGUGCUUGUAUAUGUGAGAAUUGCCUUAUUUUCAGGUGGUUUUAUUUAAUGAUGGUUCCUUGGACAGCAUUCUGGUGUUCAGCAACCAAUAUGGAAUAUUUGUCAUUAAACCCAUAUCAGUCUUUUUCCAUGUCAUCCUUUCUUCUUUGUCAUCCAUUAAAUAUCACUGAAAUCAGUAUAUGGAAGCUGUUGUCUGGUAGAACAGGGGUCAGCAAACUACGGAAUCUAGCCUGCCUGUCUUUGCAAGUAAAAUGUUUUGGAUUACCGUCCUCUCCGUACCACCUUGCUUACGUAUUGUCUGUGGUUGGUUUUGCUCUACCACAGCAAGGCUGAGUCUUUGUGACAGGCUACAUAGCCCACCAUCCUAAAAUGUUACCUCUCUGGAUCUUUACAAGCAAAGGUUGCUGACUCCUGUGUUCGAGUGUUCAGGUGGAUCCUAGAGCAUCCUGGAACUGGCCC
Messenger RNA from Ailuropoda melanoleuca (giant panda), 5139 nucleotides. It is a transcript of the gene ZNF697, whose product is annotated as zinc finger protein 697. Gene Ontology annotation, cellular component: nucleus. Gene Ontology annotation, molecular function: DNA-binding transcription factor activity, RNA polymerase II-specific; RNA polymerase II transcription regulatory region sequence-specific DNA binding. Gene Ontology annotation, biological process: regulation of transcription by RNA polymerase II. NCBI's taxonomy places the organism in Eukaryota, Metazoa, Chordata, Mammalia, Carnivora, Ursidae. The record is from RefSeq and is a predicted model, not a curated record.